Messenger RNA from Medioppia subpectinata, 612 nucleotides. The record is from the annotation of a GenBank genome assembly. Lineage: Eukaryota; Metazoa; Arthropoda; Arachnida; Sarcoptiformes; Oppiidae.
UAAGUUUAGGUUUGAAUCUCACGCUUAAGAAGUGAAUUGAAUCCAAGCGGUGAUCGUAUUAUCAUUAACACCGAAACAAUGGUUAAAACACGACAAAAACGUCACAAUUGGAAAGCGAGACAAUCAGACAACGAGUCCGUCGACAAGAAGGCAACGGAUUCGCCAAAGAAGACAUCGAUGACCGAUAAGAUAGACCUCGAGAUCGACGAAACGAAAUACGAUUCUUGCAAUCAAUUAGUUUUGGAGACAUCGAAGAAGGCGUCGAAACCGAAGACAAACAAAACCAAUCAAAAUGUGAAUAAAACGAGAGUUUUGUCGAAAAAGCAAAAGAAAAAGUUAGAGAAAGUAUUGCAACGAAAGAGUAGGAAAAUCAAUAGAGCCAAACUAUUGAGUGAUUUACAAGAAGUGAGAGUUGGAGACAAGGAAAUCGCUUUAAUGUCGUCCACGAGUGAUGUCCAGACUUGUGGUCGUAAAAGUAGUUCCGAAAGUGAUGACAGCAGUGAUGAAGAAAUUCAUACCUCUGUUGACAAUAAAUGUGACGAUAAGUUGAACGAUAAGACAGACACCAAACCAAUUGACGAUAAUAUUAGAACUGAAAGUCAAACAGAAGUG